AUGCCGGCCGCGUUGCCCUCGCACAUCCACACUGAUACAACUAUGACUGCAUUCGAAGAGACUCUCCGCCCCAUCACCAUCGAUGUCGGCCCGCACGGCAACCUCCGCGGUGUCGAGGCCGUCGCCCCCGACGGCCACGUCAAGGCCCGCCGCUUCUUGCAGGUCCCGUACGCUUACCCUCCCGUUGGCGACCUCCGCUGGCGCAAGCCCAAGGCGCUGCCCGACAACUUUGACUGGUCCAACGUCCCCGGCGAGAAAUUCGGCGCGUACACCUCGCAGCCGACGUACCACAUGAAGAACCCCGACACCGGCGAGACCUUCCCGUCCGCCCCGCCUGGCCUCACGAGGUCCGAGGACGCACUCACCGUCAACGUCUGGGCGCCGGAGGGCACGCCGCCUCCCGAGGGCUGGCCCGUGUGGAUCUACAUCCACGGCGGCUGGCUUCAGAUGGGUAACCCAGCGAUGUCGGGCGCGACGGCCAACCCCACCGAGUACAUUGACGAGGUCGCCAAGGUCGUGGUCAUCGCGAUCGCGUACCGUGUGAGCGUGUUUGGCUUCCUCGCGUCCAAGGAGCUGCGCGAGGAGAACGAGGACGGCGCAGCGGGUAACUGGGGCUUCCACGACCAGCGCCUCGGUAUCGAGUGGGUGCACAAGAACGCAAAGUACUUUGGGGGUAACGGCGACAACAUCACGAUCUCUGGCAUCAGCGCGGGCGCGUACAGUGUCGAGGUGCAGCUUGCUCACGAGCUCAACUUCCCCGACAAGGCCAAGCCGAUCAUCCGCCGCGCGAUGAUGUGGUCGAACGCGCUGCCUGCGCAGCCCAAGUCGCUCGAGGAGAGCCAGGCAGGCUUUGACGGGCUGUGUGAAGCGUUUGGGGUCGACCUCGCGCUGUCGGGCAAGGAGAAGCUGGAGAAGUUGCGCGCGAUUCCAGAGCCCGAGCUCGUGGACCAGAUCAUGAAGCUCAAGAUCCACACGUUCCGCGGCGUGAGCGACAACGCCUUCAUCCACGAGGACAUGUUUGAGCGCAUCGACAGCGGUGACUUUGCAAAGAGGUUUGCCGCACGCGACCUUGCGCUCAUCAUCGGCGAGGUCACUCACGAAGAGUACCUCUACUCGGUAACCAACCCUCCCACGUCUGUAGACAAGUUGGAGAUCGAGCUGCUCAACUACUACCGUGCAGACCAGGUAGCCAAGCUCCUUGAGCACUACAGUAUCCCCAAGGACCUCGACACAAGCACCAAAGAAGGCGCCAAGAAGCUGGCCCUCCUCUUUGGCAACAUUGUCGCCAACGGCCAAAUCUACGCCUCGGAGCGAGUGUUUGUCAAAGCCCUGCUCGACCACGGCGUUUCCCCCGCUCGUGUACUGCGCUACCGCGUCGCCUGGAAGCCCAAGGUUGCGUUUACAAUUUUCCCCGCCACCCGUCUGCAGUGUCUGCCCACCAUGCAACCCCUUGGAGAACGUGCCUGGGCACCCGCUGACAAGAAAUCAUUCAGGGAAAUCGUCACACAUGCAGACGAUACAUGGGCAUGGUGGUACUCGCGCCGCCUGGGCUACACCGACAGCGACGUCGCAGCCAACCAAGCGUUCCUCAAGCCCGUCGCCACCUUCUUGCAAGGUGACCUCCCAAAGGCUGCAAAAGAGUGGUGGGGACACGAGCCCAACUCUGAGGAUGGCCAGCGCCUCCGCGAGAUCCGUGGUGGCAAGACGAGCGUCGUGCAAGACGACAGAUGGGACGACGCGAUCAAGCUCGCCGCCGCCGUCCAAGUCUAG
Vanrija pseudolonga is the source of this 1770-nucleotide messenger RNA. Its product is annotated as putative esterase/lipase. Gene Ontology annotation, molecular function: serine hydrolase activity. The transcript is spliced from 7 exons. Lineage: Eukaryota; Fungi; Basidiomycota; Tremellomycetes; Trichosporonales; Trichosporonaceae. The record is from RefSeq and is a predicted model, not a curated record. Bases 1 to 1770 code for a protein of 589 amino acids.